Messenger RNA from Myotis myotis, 3262 nucleotides. RefSeq names its product MYCBP associated protein (gene MYCBPAP). NCBI's taxonomy places the organism in Eukaryota, Metazoa, Chordata, Mammalia, Chiroptera, Vespertilionidae. The coding region runs from base 215 to 3172 and encodes 985 amino acids. The transcript has 17 exons. The record is from RefSeq and is a predicted model, not a curated record.
CGGAAGUCCGGGCAGUUGGGGAAGGGGCUGGCAGCCACAACACCCAGACGGGCUCCCCCAGCUCCCGGGGCCUCGCCCCACUCCGCCCCACCUCGCCCCACCUGGCUGGUGAUGUCAGGACGCCACUUGUGACGUCACGGUCGGGCCCCGGGGGGUUCCACGCCGGGCCCGUGCAGAGGAGGAGCGGCCCGUGGCGGCACGUGAAGCUGAUCCGAUGAAACCGGUAGCUCCCAAGCCGUCUCCGCCCAAGUUGUUCGAAAAGAAGCAGCGGGCAAAGAUCCCUGAACAGUCCACACCCCCCAUUCAGGAAGAACCUGAGCCUGUUAGCAAUGUCCUACAAGGAGAUGACAUUCUGGCCUUGGCCAUUAAGACGGAAAACUUGAAGAAGCAACACAUUCCUCGCUUUAUUGAAACAGCAGAUAAAUCUGACAUUACCCAGAAAUUUCUCAUCCGUAAAGUCAAACCCAAGGAUCCUGGGAGGAAGGUCUGCCACUUUGUAGCACACCCUGCCGCUCCAGAUGCCACCACGAAGCCCCUGGACUACUCCGGCCCCCGUGAGAGUUUCUAUAGCGGCAACCAGAUCCUGCCCCACCACAUCCUGGGGAGUCUCCACGACUUCAGGAGAAUUGCAGUUGCUCAAGGGAACAUGGAGCUGGCUGAGCUGAUCCACACCCCACCCUGCCUGAUGACCCUCGACCCAGCUGCAGAAGAGCCGAAGCAGGAAGCCCCCAAAGAGGAGAAGCCACCUCCCUGGGCCCCACCUCCCCAGCACAACUUUAUGAAAAACUGGCAGCGCAACCUGGCCCUGUGGAAGAGGCAGCAGGAGGCCCUCAGCAGACUCCUGAAGAAACCUGUCGGCGAGCUGCUGAUGCACAUCGGGGAGACCUACAGACAGAUCCAGGAGGAGCGGGCGGUCAUUGACCGAAUCUUGCCCACGCAGCAUGAUGGGAAGUGCUCUGAGGAGUCCAGUGGGUUCUGGAGUCGACUGGAAUACUUGGGGGAUGAAAUGAGGGGUCUGGUCAUAACGAAGACAAAAAGUCAGCGCGGCCUCCUGGAGCCCAUCACUCGCAUCAGGAAGCCGUACUCCAUCCAGAAGGAGAUGGGAUUGCUGGCCCGGAAGGACGCGCGGUACCGCUACACCUGGGACCGGAGUCUGUUCCUCAUCUACCGCCGCAAGGAGCUGCAGCGCAUCAUGGCGAAGCUAGGCUUCAGCCAGCAGGAUAUUGAUGGCCUGGAGGUGGUGGGCAGAGGGCAGCCUUUCUCAACGGUUACAGUGAAAGACUUUUUAGUGUUUGAAAAGAGCCAGAGAAGUUCCUCUGGAGACCUAAGGAAUGCAGAUUUAUUGACCCGUUACCAGGAGACGGCCCCCAUGCCUAUUCUCGGCCCUUCUCUGCUGUUCUGCGGGAAGCCGGCCUGCUGGAUCCGAGGCAGUAACCCGCAGGACAAGAAGCAGAUCGGCAUCGCUGUCCGCCUGACCUUUGAAACUGUGGAAAGGGAGAAAACGUCUUCGGAACUGACCGUGGUCAAUAAUGGCACCGUGGCCAUUUGGUAUGACUGGCGGCGGCAGGUCCAGCCGGACGCUUUCCAAGACCUGAAGAGAGACAGGACACAGCAGUUUUACUUUAAUAACCGGGAAGGUGUGAUUCUGCCUAGAGAAACGAAGACCUUCACCUUCUUCUUCAAGUCUGUGAAUGCCGGGAUCUUCCGGGAAUUUUGGGAGUUUGGAACUCACCCCACCCUGUUAGGGGGUGCCGUCCUGCAGGUCAAUCUCCACGCCGUCUCCCUGGCCCAGGACAUUUAUAGGGAUGAGAGGACGUUACUGGAGAAGGAGCUGGCCUCCCACGAGGCGGUCACCAUCGCGCAGAGCAUACUGCAGGAGCUGCUGGGCGGCAUCCUGACCCCCGAGCGCGUGCCGUCGCCCGUGGACGCCUACCUCACGGAGGAGGACUUGUUCUACCACAGGAACCCCCAGCUGCAUUACCAGCACCAAGUAGUGCAAAACCUGCAUAUACUGUGGCACCAGUACAUGGUCCUGCCCUACAAGGCCGAGGAAGGCAGGCCAAACGACGACGAGCACGCGGGCCUCCGGGCCUGGGCAGCCAGGACCCAGCCAGGCUAUCUGAACAAGUCCCCGGUGCAGGUGGACUCUUUGACCUACCCUAAGGGCUCCGCCUUGGAGCCCCAGCAGGAGAAUGCGUACUUCAAGGAAUCCCAAGAUGGUUUCAGGCCCCAGAGGGUCCGAGUAGGGGCCAAGACUUCUCCGUGGAAGAGCAUCAUGGAGGAGAUCCUGGUGGAGGGCAGCCGGGACGGGGACAGCACCAAGAGCCCCUGGGAGCAGGCGGGCCUCCCGCCGCCCGAGUGGAACUUCUGCCUGGAGGACUUCAGGGAGGAAGUGAUGAUGCUUCCCGAGGAGAACCAGAGAGAAGAUGCCCUCAUCAGGCUCAACAAAGCAGCCCUGGAGCUGUGCCAGGGACAGAGGCCACUGCAGUCUGACUUCCUGUACCAGAUGUGUUUUCAGCUGUGGCGGGACGUGAUUGACGGCCUGGUGAUCUGCUCCCUGUGGCUGAGGGCUCUGCUGGGCCUGCCUGAGAAGGAGACCAUCUAUCUGGACAUUCCGGAAGAGCUCGAUCAGAAAACGCCUUCCACCAUAGAGACAAAGGUGACUUCCGGGAGAGCUGGGAAGGAGGACCGGAAAGGGGUGGCCCAGGAAAGGAAGCAGUUGGGAAUCAAAGAUAAAGAAGAUAAGAAAGCAGCCAAGACGCCAGGGAAAGAGGCAGGUUCCGGGACACGGUCUGGCCCGGGGCCACACGGGGCUCUCGCAGUGGCUGUUCUGGAGCAGGCCCCGGACCUCCCUCCGGAGCUCACGAAGGCGACGCGUGUCUCCUCUCUCCGAGCAGGACCGUCUGAACAGCAAGAAGCUGAAGGCAAAGGACGACAAGAAACCUGCGAAAUCUUCCAGUCGGGACAGGCUCUACGUGGAGGACCCUGCCCCCGACAUCAUCGUCGCAUCUCAGGAGCCCAUCGAUCCCCUGGUCCUGGAGAAAUACUCCCAGAGGAUGUACACGGAGGUGAGGGCACGGCCCAGGGCUCCGCCCUCCUCUCCCUCACACCCGUUCCUUCUGCAAAUGAUAAGCGCCUACUGCAUCCACAGUGGAAGCGGCGCUGCCCUUGAGAGGGGCAGCCUAUUGUGUGAGACAGACUUCGUGAAUGGCGAUGAGCACUGAGGAAGAGAGAAACAGACCAGAGCCAGGGGGACGACAAA